Mya arenaria is the source of this 1470-nucleotide messenger RNA. Its product is annotated as putative ammonium transporter 3. Gene Ontology annotation, cellular component: plasma membrane. Gene Ontology annotation, molecular function: ammonium channel activity. The record is from RefSeq and is a predicted model, not a curated record. The transcript has 11 exons. Gene Ontology annotation, biological process: ammonium transmembrane transport; ammonium homeostasis. The coding region runs from base 1 to 1470 and encodes 489 amino acids. Lineage: Eukaryota; Metazoa; Mollusca; Bivalvia; Myida; Myidae.
AUGACAGUAGCGGGCGAAGGCGUUAUGGCGGACCCUCAGUCAGAUGCCAUCUGGAUCCUUUCUUCGACUUUCAUUGUGUUUACCAUGCAGUCAGGUUUUGGGCUCCUGGAAAGUGGAACAGUAAGCGUUAAAAACGAGCUAAAUAUUAUGGUCAAAAAUGCAGUGGACGUCGUUUUUGGAGGUCUCACAUACUGGAUUUUCGGUUACGGACUCAGUUUUGGCAACGCCUCGUUCAGCAACGCUUUCAUCGGAUGGGGAGAUUUCUUUGUGACUGCUGAAGAUGAGAAACUCGGUAUCGUAUAUUCCAAGUUUUUCUUCCAAGCCUCGUUUGCGACCACCGCAACAACCAUCGUUUCCGGUGCUAUGGCGGAAAGGACCAAGCUAGUUUCAUACAUUGUCUUCUCCAUGAUCAACACGGUCCUGUUCAGCAUCCCUGCUCACUGGGUCUGGUCAUCCAAGGGCUGGCUCUACAUGCUGGGCGUGGUCGAUAUAGCGGGGGCGGGGCCUGUACACAUUGUGGGUGGGGUCACUGGGCUUGUCGCUACCCUCAUGUUGAAACCCAGGCAUAGGCGCUACGACGGGGAGCGGCACAAAGCACCGACCAUGAGCUCUCCGACAAACGCUGUGCUUGGCAUGUUCAUGCUAUGGUGGGGUUGGCAUGGAUUCAACUGCGGAAGCACAUUUGGUAUUUCCGGUUUAAAAUGGAAACUAGCCGCCAGGUCUGCGGCAACAACUCUUUGUUCCUCGGUGGCCGGCGGUGUUGGUGGAUUUUUUCUCAGUUAUAUCAUGAAGGACCGGAAGUUUGAUGUCAAGUACAUGAUUAAUGGUCUCCUUGGCUCUCUAGUAUCCGUGACAGCUGUGUGUGCCGUAGUUCAACCUUGGGAAGGACUCAUUAUUGGAUUUGUUGGUUCGUUGGUUUCCAAUGCGGGAGUGGCGUUGCUAGACAAGCUCAAAAUAGACGACCCUGUUGGGUGUGUCGUGACGCACGCUGUCUCCGGUGUGUGGGGAAUGCUGGUAGCGGGGCUCUUUCUCCGGAAGGAUAAACUCCUCAACGCGCUCUAUUUACACAAAGCCUCCACCGGGCUCUUCUAUGGUGGCGGCCUGUACCAGCUGGGGAUACAAAGUUUUGCAGUGGUGGCAAUAAUCAUUUGGACAGUGGUUGUGUCCUUCAUCUGUCUUAAGCUUAUAGAUGUCACUCUGGGACUGCGGGUAUCGCUGGAAGAAGAGAUUAUUGGAGCUGACAUCAUCGAACAUGGCAUACUGGAAGAAGAGAUUAUUGGAGCUGACAUCAUCGAACAUGGCAUAGAGUCAAUCAGAAAUGGUCACGUGAGAGGAGAAACACAGGACGCCAUAGAACAAAACACUGCAGAUAAUAACCACAUCGAGGUCAAUCCAGCAGCUCUUGUGAUGGGUGACGAUCUAUUCCAGGGCGUGAUCAUUCAUGCAGACCUGUACAACGUCAUCUAUUAG